UGAUUUAUUAAUCUACCACUGCUUAUUUGUGUAUUGGUAAAUUAGAUAUCAACAAAAGUUUCAUUUGUUUGUUGCAUGAACCCAUUUGUGACUUAGAAUCAAUGCAAAAAACUUGCUGUAGUCAGAAUGGCCAUUAGAACUUUUCAUCUGUUCAGCAUGUAUAUUUAAUCAAUAUUAGAUGCAUUAAUGAUCAGGCUGAGCACAAGAAAUAUUGGCAUGAGGUGUCAUGGAGUCUUCAUUGCUGCAGAGAUCUGCAGAUCACAUUGCAAGAAAUUCAGGGCUCUGCAAUGAUUCAGCAUCUGUAACAACACCACUUCUUGAACCUCAGAGAGAACAGCUAACAUUCAACAUCACUACUGAAGGUCUGCCACCAGAAUCUCUGGCACUUCUAGAACACAUCAAACAGGUUGCUGAGAAUGUUUUGUAUCACUGGAAAACAUUUCCUGUUGCUCUGCCUCCUCCUCUGGCCGUGCAAGCUGACGUGUCACCAAGAACUGGUGGAACAAAGAAUUCCACCAAACCUUUAAUCCUGAGGGACGCCUUUGUGCCUCCCUCAUUUGAUGAACUUGAUGCUGUUGCUGUUGACAGCAAAGGAGACCCAAAGCAGCUUGAUGCUACUCACCUCUCCAGCAUCAGGAAGACUGGGAGGUUCUCCGUGCCUUCCCUACACUUCCCCCAGCAGGAGCAUGUGUGGCAACUUGCGUCGUGGCUGCAGAGGGGCAAGCAUAAUAUCAGGGAGACUCUGCUGGACGACAUGGCGGCGUCGGCUGCCAUCAUCGUGGUGUUGGCCAAGCGACGUGUGACGGGCAAGAACUUCUCGCUGUGGCAUGCGGCAUACAGCGUGGCACACGGCCUAUACAUGAUACUGGACCUGGUGGUGGGUGUGCCGUGGCUGAGCAGCGACCACCUGCCUGCACGGCUACAGGAGGAGCGCAGCAGCCACCUCGUGCAGGAACUCUCUGCUAUUGAUACGAGCGUGGAAGGUGUGUGUGGGUGGCUGAGUGAAGAGGUACGCAGAGUGGCGGUAGAGAAAGGGCCUUUGGGGCGAAACAAGCAACCGCCCCUGCCAUAUGUCUUUGUCACGCCGCAGGGACAACAAAUUGACCUCAGACUCUAUAACAGAUUCGACUCGGGGGAGGACCGCCCCCCCACGCACCUCAGAUGGGGGGGCAAAGACGUCGUUCUGACGCAGGACGCCCUGCGCCUCCUCGCCGCCAUGGCGCCCCUGCGCCGCUACAGCCUCGGCCUUGCCGAUCAAUUAUCCCUUUAA
Molecule: messenger RNA, 1270 nt
Organism: Hyalella azteca
Lineage: Eukaryota; Metazoa; Arthropoda; Malacostraca; Amphipoda; Hyalellidae
Exons: 9
Coding region: 227-1270 (347 amino acids)
Source: RefSeq, a predicted model, not a curated record